This is a messenger RNA of Megalops cyprinoides (Indo-Pacific tarpon), 1680 nucleotides long. RefSeq names its product F-box only protein 33. Lineage: Eukaryota; Metazoa; Chordata; Actinopteri; Elopiformes; Megalopidae. Bases 107 to 1579 code for a protein of 490 amino acids. Gene Ontology annotation, biological process: SCF-dependent proteasomal ubiquitin-dependent protein catabolic process; positive regulation of protein ubiquitination. Gene Ontology annotation, molecular function: protein binding. The transcript is spliced from 4 exons. Gene Ontology annotation, cellular component: SCF ubiquitin ligase complex. The record is from RefSeq and is a predicted model, not a curated record.
GGGGGCCAAAUUAGUGUUGCGGUCGAGCUGCUUGUGUCCCAGAACCUUUCAACGGUUAACUGAUUUUUCGCUUUUCCAAGUGUAACAGCCUAUUAAUCGUACGGCCAUGGCUCUGUGCGGGGGUGUCGGAGCCUCGGCCUUACCUAGCGAGCUAAUUGUCCACAUAUUUUCCUUCUUGUCCGCUCGGGACAAGCUCCGGGCCUCGGCUGUGUGCUCUCGGUGGAGGGAGUGUCUGUUCUACCCAGCGCUGUGGACCGAGCUCAAGCUGCGGGUCGGCGGUGGCACAAACGGCAGCGGCUCCGGCAUAGACGAGACCCCGAAACUGGAAUUCCUCAUGCGGAAAAUCGGCUGCUUCGUGCGGGAGCUGCAGCUGGAGUUUGCUCCAGUGGAAGGAUACCUCAGCCCCCUGCACGGUGUGGAGGGUAGGAUGGAGCCUGCUGAAAGCGACCCGCAGUUCGCUGAUCGUUGGAAGGAUGCGAUGAACACUUACCUGGACCAGGUGUUAUGUGUGCUAAACAGCAUUCGGAACAACAGAAACCUUCAGAAGCUGAGUCUGUAUGGAGACACCUGCAUCCUCCAGGACGAGGGCAUUUUGGACAGCUCCCACCUCCAUCAGGUUGACCAAGGAAGCAAGAAAAUCAAAGAGAUCCAGCAGCUGUUUGAGGAAGUCCUGGCCAACAGCAGGCGGGUGAAGUGGCUGUCCUCGGCCUUCAUGCUCGGCAUGGUGACCCCGAGCUCCCUUGCGGCGAUGUCCAACCCCAGCGCCACCUCCUUAGAGCACCUGAGCCUGCUGGAUAACCAGCUGCCCUCACUGGUCCCCGCCAUCGAGAUGGAGCGCCUGCUGAACCUGCGCUCCCUGGCCCUGGACUUCUGCGACUUCACCUCCGACAUGUGCCGCCUUCUCUCCAGGAGCGACCACAUGCCCCUGCACCGCCUCUCCCUGCUGAUCAACGGCACCGCCCUGGCCGGCAAGUCCCUGGACGGCACGGCCAGCGAGGACGACUGGAAGGCCCUGGUGCGCCACAGCGGCAACCUGCGCGUCUACGUCAUGGCGCUGGACGUGCGCAGCCAGGACCUGCUGACGGUGCUGAAGCCCAGCCUGCCCCUGGAGAGGAUCCACUUCGACAGCUACUCCACCUGCACCAGCGUGGCCACCGUGGAGCUCAUCUCCCUGCAGUACCACAAGACCCUCACGCACUUCAUCCUCAUCCGGGACGAGGCCGGCUUCCCGGACCUCAGCGACAACCGCAACGAGGACCCGCUGGUGCUGCUGGCCUGGCGCUGCAUUCAUCUCUCUGUCCUUGUCAUCCACGGUUACACGGUGUGGGCCCACAAUCUCGUCGCCAUCUCCCGCCUGCGCGGCUCCAACCUGAGGGUGCUGGCGGUGUCGGAGGAGAGCAUCGACUUCGACCCGGACCCGGUCUUCUACCUGGAGGAGGACCCCGUGCACAACCUCAUCAAGGAGGUGUCCCUUGGGCUGGGCCGCGUCUGGCACCCCAUGAUGGACACCAGCAUCGUCCUGAGCGAGCCCUUCCAGCACUUCUACAGGGAGAUGCAGAGCUUCAGCGAGGGCAUGUAGCCCCUCCUGUAUUUAACAUCCACGCUUAAUGCUUCUUUACAUAAUGGGCCCUGUUUCUUUUUUUUUUUUUUUUUCUUUCUGUAGCGUGAACUAACCCUUUA